Colletotrichum scovillei is the source of this 4095-nucleotide messenger RNA. Its product is annotated as peptidase family M20/M25/M40. The transcript is spliced from 2 exons. The record is from RefSeq and is a predicted model, not a curated record. Gene Ontology annotation, molecular function: metallodipeptidase activity. Bases 338 to 1930 code for a protein of 530 amino acids. Gene Ontology annotation, biological process: proteolysis. Lineage: Eukaryota; Fungi; Ascomycota; Sordariomycetes; Glomerellales; Glomerellaceae.
GCCGUCGCAGCUGAGUAAUCCCAGGAAACUUCCAGCGCCUCCUCCUCCGCCUAGGUCCCGACCGGAACUCCACUAUCUCGGCCGGAGAGAUGCCGACAAUGUCACGUGCUGUAUCACGCAAAAGUUCUUUGGUCUCGGUCUUAGCGCCUCCACCUGGAACGGAUACAUUAGCAAUGGCCAGGUCCCUUCCUGCUGAUACGCCGCUGCUUGCCGAAGCGCAUUGAGAGAACCCCGCCAUCCGGAGCAGUUGUGGGCAGGUGCAUGUAGAGGUACUCUCGGUGCAGCAGAAUUCUGGUCAGCUCUUUUGCGCCCGAUGUAGAAGGUCCAGUCCGGCGUCAUGCCCCGCACCUCGUUGUUUAGAGGCCUUGCCCUCCCUCAGACUGCUCGAAAGUUUGUUCCUACAACUCCCAAAUCUCUCCCGUGUUGGCAGACCAUCUCACAAUCUCGCCGUCACUACCUUACUCCAGCUAUAAAAGCACACCAAGCUCGAAAGACCAAGAUGGCUCCUCAACUCGACGGCUACUUCAAGCAGGUCGAUGCCGACACCGACCACUUCAUCGAUCGCCUCCGGAAGGCUGUUGCGAUUCCCUCCAUCUCAGCUGAUGUUGAGCGUCGUCCCGAUGUCGUCAAGAUGGGCGAGUGGCUCGCUGCUGAGCUGAAGUCCCUCGGUGCCUCAGUCGAGCUUCGCGAGCUCGGCGAGCAGCCUGACAAGCCUGGCUUGCAGCUGCCUCCCGUCGUGUUGGGAAGAUAUGGAAGCGACAAGAACAAGAGAACUAUUCUGGUCUAUGGCCACUACGACGUCCAGCCCGCCGAGAAGACUGAUGGCUGGGCGACCGAGCCUUUUGAGCUCUCCGUUGACGACAAGGGCAGAAUGUUCGGCCGUGGCUCCACGGACGACAAGGGACCCGUUCUCGGCUGGUUGAACGCCAUCGAGGCUCACCAGAAGGCUGGCAUCGACUUCCCCGUCAACCUCCUCAUGUGCUUCGAGGGUAUGGAGGAGUACGGUUCCGAGGGUCUUGACGACCUUAUUAAUGCCGAGGCCAAGAAGUUCUUCGCUGACGCCGAUGCUGUCUGCAUUUCUGACAACUACUGGCUCGGAACUGAGAAGCCCUGCCUUACCUAUGGUCUCCGUGGCUGCAAUUACUACUCUGUCGAGAUCAAGGGCCCUGGCGCUGAUUUGCACAGCGGUGUCUUUGGCGGCACUGCUCAGGAACCCAUGACUGACCUGGUCCGCGUUCUCGGCUCUUUGGUCGACACUGACGGCAAGUUCCAGAUUCCUGGCAUCAUGGAGCAGGUCGCCCCCGUUACCAAGGAUGAGGAGACUCUGUAUGAUGGCAUUGCCUUCACUAUGGAGACUCUCCACGAGUCUCUUGGCAGCAAGACUACUAUCUACGAAGACAAGAAGUCCACCCUCAUGGGAAGAUGGCGCUACCCCUCCCUCUCCGUCCACGGUGUUGAGGGUGCCUUCUCUGCCCCUGGCGCGAAGACUGUUAUCCCGGCCAAGGUCACUGGCAAGUUCUCCAUCCGCACCGUGCCCAACAUGGAAGAGGAGGCGACCAACGAGGCCGUCUACAAGUACGUCAACGAGCAAUUCGCAAAGCUCAAGAGCAAGAACACCAUGAAGGUUUGGGCUCAGCACACCGGCAAGUGGUGGGUUGCGUCGCCCAAGCACUGGAACUUCUCGGCUGCCGCCAAGGCUACCGAGCGCGUCUGGGGCGUGCAGCCUGACUUCACCCGUGAGGGUGGAAGUAUCCCCGUCACCUUGACCUUUGAGCAGGCCACCGGCAAGAACGUUCUUCUUCUGCCCAUGGGUAGCUCCACUGACGGUGCUCACUCCAUCAACGAGAAGCUGGACAAGCGCAACUACAUCGAGGGCAUUAAGCUCCUUGGCGCUUACCUGCACUACGUCGCAGAGGAGCCCAUCGCAUAAAUCGACCGUGGAUUUAGUGAGGUCACUACGCCGGAGGGCAACUAGGAACCGCUAUAUCUGUCAUGGCAUGCAAUGGGGCGGUCGCCUUACCACGUUGCCAUAGCGAGUUGAGUUCGGCUUACAGGCCGACUGCUGACGGCAUAUCAUGCAUGCCGAGAGCGCUGCAAUGGGCCGUUGGCCAGAUGGGGAUCAACGGACAAGAAGCUCCUGAUUUUCACUGCAAGGUUCAGAUCACAAGUCACGUAAUUCAAAUACCCAAACAAAUUCAUAUUAAACCGUGCUCAAUUUCGUCGUUUCUAAAGUGGGGUAUUAGUGCGUAAAGGGUCAGUCAUGAUCGUUCGUCCAUCGUGGUAUGUACUUCAUGUUCCAGGUAUCCAAGCAAAACGCCGGUGAGAGGACAAAGCCCACAUGGCUUGGGAUAUCUCGUGCGUAUAAGUGGUAGGAGAAAAGGGGGGGUAUCAGCAGCUUUCAACAAAAGCUCUACUACUUCUUUCGCGCCGUCGCCACUCUGCGGCUCCGUCUCUUUGCCACAACCUCCGGGUCCCAGUUUCCCGAGAACAUAUCCUCGAGGUCGUCCUCGUCCUCGGAAUCAAACACAAUUUCGACCUCGCUGUCUGAGGCGUCCUUGCGAGCGCUCUGGGCGGCACUGUCGUCGCCGCCGCCAUCGUCGCCGUUCCGGUCCACAACAUCCUCGUCUUUGCUACCUACUCCGCCGGCCGGCCCAGCCACGGAAUCGUCAUCCUCUGAUGCAUCGCAUUCCUCAUCAUCAGAAUACCCUUCCUCCGGGACAUCGACGACAUCCUCCCAGCUACGGAACGGCACCACGCGCUCGACCUCGAGGAUGAACUUGCCGACCUUGUACUUUUGGCUGAGCUCCUUGGCGUCGACGUACUUCCAGCCGAGCUUCGCGCUGCAGAGGACGCAGGUGAUGUCCGCGACGACGUGCCAGCCCGUGACGAGCUGGCGGUUCUCGCAUUUUCCUAUGCGGACGUUGGCGAGGCUUCCCUUGUUCUUGGUGUUGUUUGCGCCGCCGCUUGCGCUCUGGGUGGUGGCGGUGGUGGUGGCGUUUGGGAUGACGGUCGGCGCGAUGAGGUAGGCGCGGCCGUAGCGGCCUGUGAAGCCUUUGCUUACGAUUUGGGAGGCGAAGGCAAUGUCGCAGGAGCAGGUUGAGCAGCGGAGGGUGUCUGGGUGGGUGCGCGCCAGGGAGGUUGUUUUGUUGUUUCUGUUGCUCUUGUUGGUGGUGGUACUUGUGGAUGUGGACUUUGGCUUGGAGAGGAGAUCUGGUAUGCUAGCUGUUGCGGUCAUGGUGGUGGCAUCUUGGUAGGUCGGCGGCGGGGGGCUAUUCGGCGGGGUCGCGGUCUCGUCUGUCGUUGAGGAGGUCGGCGAGGAGCUUAGGGAGGGGACUUGGCUUGCGUCCGGGGUUGAGUCCGGGGAGGUUGAAGCUGUUUCUGUUUCUGUUUCUGCUGCUUCUGAUGCGGACGAGGUCCGGCGCGGGGCGCGGCGGCGGAAGGGGACGAUGUUGAAGUUUGGGAGGAGGUAGGUUGGGAAUGUGGGACGGGAGACGACGAUGUUGGGCGCCAUCGCGAGGGUCUUGGGGUUUCUUGGACGAGAAGAGAAAGGUAGGUAGUGCGCCGCGUUCUCGGAAGCCCUGGCCCCGAAGACGUGGUUUCCUUGGGGUUUCUUUGUUUCGUUUGUAUAUUUUGGACUACGGCUUGUUGGAGUUGUAGAUGAGGGCGGCGCCGGUGGUGGAGUUUUCUACCAUGGUAUUCCGGCGAGGGUUCCGAGGGAGAGGAUGGAUGGUCUUCUCUGGAUGUUUAGGGUGAGGAGAGCAUGGCUUUGUCUUUGGGAGGGACGACGACGAUAGCAAGCGUUUAAGGAGUUUCUACCGCCUAUCUCUUGACUUGUUCACGAGUUUGGAUCCUUUGCGACUGAGACGGGGUCCUCGGGAGGUCAUGGAAUCAUGUAUAAGGCAAGGCGGGCAAGCAGGAAUGAAGGGUCGGAGGCGAUUUGGGGUAGGUAAGGUAGGUAGUUAGGUAGAUCAGAGCCCGGCGCAGGGGCGCAAGUUCGACAGGGAGGGGAAAAUGUGAGUGACUGACUUAUGGCACGAGACAGUGAGAUGGAGGGGUAGAGGAUUUUCGGGCUGGACUUUUUCUUUUUUGGCCUGG